AUGGUGGAGACGCCGCUUGCGAGCGUGGAGGUGUGUCAUGACUUGGACCAGCGCUUCCUGCGUGAGGACAAGGCGUGGAGCAAAGAAGCGCUUCGGGAGCUGCGUGCGAUUGCCAAACUCGGGUUGCCUUUGGCCCUGUCGGCGGCCAGCGGCACCAUCAACAAUCUGCUGACAAGCAUAAUGCUUGGGCAUUUAGACACGCUGGCCUUGGCUGCAACAUCAGUGAGUACCAUCUGGACGUCUCUUACGGAUGUCUUUUUCUUGUCUGGGAUCGGGCAGCUGUCGAUGUUCUGCAGUCAAGCUUACGGGGCCGGGAAUUUGCCUCUGGUGGGCAUCUGGCUACAGAUCUACCUCGUUUUUACCACAGUCGCCGGCGUGCCCUUCAUGCUGCUUCGCUUUUUCACUGAGCCCGUCCUGAAAGCCUUCGGGCUCCACAGGGACGUGGCGCACCUUGCAGGCGUCUACGCCGUGUGGUCGCAGGUGGGCUUCCUGCUGGAUGUGUGGUACUAUUCCAUCAAGGAGUACUACGCCGCACAGCAAAUAACAUUACCAGCGGCUAUCGUGGACGCUGUUUUCACAGUGGUGAACUUUGGACUUGGCUAUGUCAUGAUCUUCCAAACGAAGAUGGGAAUCAUUGGAGCUGCCCUGGCCUUCACGAUCUGCAAACUCCUCCGCACGGUGACCUUUGUGGCCUUCUGUUGGCAUCGUGGUUAUCACAAAACCACCUGGCCUGGCUGGUCCUGUUCGGAGGUUUGCCAAGCAAGCCGCUGGCGGAGGUUAUUGUCAAUGACGCUGCCAGCAGCCCUUGGCGGUGUCGCCGAAGAGCUGCAGAUGCAGGUCUGCACGCUGAUGGCAGGAGAGCUCGGGCCGGCAGAGACCGCGGCCUUCGCUUUGGUCAUGAACUUGCUCAUCGUCGGCUUCCUGUACUCGGUGGCCAUGGGUGACGCCGUUGGGAUCCGCAUGUCCAGACGCCUAGGAGAAGGCAAGCCGAAGGAGGCAGCCUUUGUAGCUCGCAUUGGUUUGCUCGCUUCCCUCGCAGGCAACGUGGUGAUUGCGAUGCUGUUUCUCUGUGCCGGGAGCGCCAUUGUAAAGGUGGCAUCGCCAGAUCUUCAGGUGCAGCAGUUGAUGAUGAAGCUUCGCUGGGCAGGUGCCACAACGAUUGCCUUGCUCGGGGUCGCGCUGCCCCUUAUCGCUGUUCUCAAUAAACAAGGACGUGCGAAGGUCCCAUCUGCCAUUCUCCCUGUUUGCUGCUGGAUUCUCGGCUUUCCCUGCAGCUACUUCCUCAGCCGAUCGGAAGGUGUCACAGGCAUUUGCGAGGGCCUGAUGAUCGGCUACGCCCUCGCCACCCUUUGCCUUUUCUUUUUCUUCUUCCGUUCCAACUGGGAGAAGCUGACCCAAGAGGCCUCUGAGCGUGCCGAAGUCCAGGAGCAGGUGACCUAA
This is a messenger RNA of Symbiodinium sp. CCMP2592, 1440 nucleotides long. The record is from the annotation of a GenBank genome assembly. Lineage: Eukaryota; Dinophyceae; Suessiales; Symbiodiniaceae.